Messenger RNA from Panicum hallii, 1085 nucleotides. Its product is annotated as beta-carotene isomerase D27, chloroplastic. Bases 186 to 1025 code for a protein of 279 amino acids. Gene Ontology annotation, molecular function: iron ion binding. The transcript is spliced from 7 exons. The record is from RefSeq and is a predicted model, not a curated record. Lineage: Eukaryota; Viridiplantae; Streptophyta; Magnoliopsida; Poales; Poaceae.
AUUGCAAGCUGCGCCUCGAUCGCUCUCAAUAUAUAAAAGUCAAACCACAACGCCGGCCUAUAUUACGACACCUGCUGCUGCUAAGCAUCCUCUUCCUCCCGCUCCAGCCUCUCUCCUUCCUCGCUCUCUCGACGCACACGAGAAGAAGAGCGAGAGACGGGGAGGUCGCCGCAGCCACUUCCGCCAUGCUCCUUGCAGCAGCUCACGCUCAUGGCAGCGGCAUCCAGCCGGCGGCACCACCCUCUCCGACGAAGCGACGGGGCUGCUGCUACACGAGGAGGGAGCGCGGGCUUUCCGCCGUGCGGGCGGUCAUGGCGAGGCCGCAUCAGGACGUGGUGGCGGCGCCACCACCGGCCAGCAGGAACAUGGUGACGGCGGCGCCACCGUCGCCACCGCCACCGGUGAGGGAGACGACGACGACGGUGUACCGCGACAACUGGUUCGACAAGCUGGCCAUCGGGUACCUGUCCCGGAACCUUCAAGAAGCUUCCGGGCUGAAGAACGGAAAGGACGGCUACGAAGGCCUGAUAGAGGCGGCCCUCGCCAUCUCCGGGCUGUUCAGGGUUGAUCAGCAGUGGCAGACUGUGGCCACCGCUCUGGAACGCGCGUUCCCCAGCUACAUCCUCACAAUGAUCAAGGUGAUGAUGCCGCCUUCAAGAUUUUCCCGGGAGUACUUCGCAGCCUUCACCACCAUAUUCUUCCCUUGGCUCGUUGGACCAUGCGAGGUCAGGGAAUCGGAAGUUGAUGGAAGGAAAGAGAAGAAUGUGGUCUACGUCCCCAAAUGCAGAUUUCUGGAAAGCACCAACUGUGUUGGGAUGUGCACGAAUCUUUGCAAGAUCCCAUGCCAGAAGUUCAUCCAAGAUUCACUCGGCACGGCUGUCUACAUGUCUCCCAAUUUUGAGGACAUGAGCUGUGAGAUGAUCUUUGGACAGCAACCUCCUGAAGAUGAUCCAGCACUGAAGCAGCCCUGCUUCCGUACAAAAUGUAUUGCAAAGCAGAAUCGUCAAGUGAAUUGCUCUAUUUGACUUGAGAGGAAAUGUAAAUUAUUAGACUAAAUAUCAGUAAAAUGCCCAAAGUUCCAUGCA